This is a messenger RNA of Helicoverpa armigera (cotton bollworm), 1199 nucleotides long. RefSeq lists its product as uncharacterized. Bases 609 to 1199 code for a protein of 196 amino acids. Gene Ontology annotation, molecular function: (2E,6E)-farnesyl diphosphate synthase activity; dimethylallyltranstransferase activity. The transcript has 4 exons. NCBI's taxonomy places the organism in Eukaryota, Metazoa, Arthropoda, Insecta, Lepidoptera, Noctuidae. The record is from RefSeq and is a predicted model, not a curated record. Gene Ontology annotation, biological process: trans, trans-farnesyl diphosphate biosynthetic process. Gene Ontology annotation, cellular component: cytoplasm.
UAAAAAAUGAAAGAAGAUAGGUAAUGAUUGUAAAAAUCACGCUAAGUGAGUAGGUACCUAAUUGGUGGUAAAACCCUUUUAAAUUGCAAUACUUAGCGAAUUAAUAAACUUAUUUAUUUUUCCUUAAUGAAGUAGUCAAGUUGCCUUACUAAAUAGGAUUUUCUUUCCUCUUUCCUUUGUCAGCCAAAAACCGAUUGGCACACGAGGCAAUAAUUGUUUUCUAUUGUCUUAUUUACACGAAUCAAGAACGUCAUUCAAUCAUGAUUCCAUAGAACAGGUCAUUUAAGUAAAGCGGGCUAUACACGGUAGGUUGUAUAAUAUUUGUACUAAGCUGACUUUACUUCCAUUUACAUAGCUGAGCUUUGCAGGGAAAUCAAUGCAAGUGUACUUAUCCGUAUUUUAGGUAAAUAAAAGCCCUAAAGAGAGUAGAGCCAAAGUACUUAAGAACCUACAUUAAUACGUAGGAAGCUGAAUCAAUUACUUACCCACUUAAUAUUGUGUGCUCCCACCUUUAUCGAAAGGAUCAUAUUUUUUGUAGGUAUAUAAGUAAUUGAAAUCUUCAAUAAUGCGAUUAUUUUGUGCGUGACUGUUGUCCAUUAGUUACUAUAAUGGCGUCAUUGCUCCGGCGUAGUACGUUGUACUACAGCCAGUCGAGACAAUUGCAAAAAAGUGCGGCGGCUAGUAAUGUUCCUAGUGUUCCCAACUUUAAUUUGAAUGCAGAGAGGAAAGCCUUCCAGGCUGUAUUGCCAGAAAUCAUAGACACUGUUGUAGGGGGACCUAAAUUAACUGGUUUGCCUGAUGUCAGAAGAUGGAUAAGACAGUUAUUAGAAUACACAUUAUGUGGAGGAAAACUAGGCAGAGGACUCAUGGUGUCAGCUGGUUACCGAAUGUUUGAAGAGCCAGAGUACUUCUCGGAAGAAACACAGCAUUCAGCUCGUAUUCUGGGAUGGUGUAUCGAAAUGUUGCAGACAUCAUAUCUGAUAGCGGAUGACGUCAUUGACGGAGCAACAGUUCGCCGCAAUAAGCCCUGCUGGCAUCUGCGACCAAAUGUCGGGAUCUCUGCAGUAAAGGACUUCGUACUUAUACAACAGUGUAUUAUGGAAAUGCUGGACACAGUUUUCGGGAAGACGCCCAUUUAUUUGGACCUGUUACGUUAUUUUAGUGAGGUAAGUUGUAAGAAGAAUUACACAGACAUGUAA